UGAAGACUAAUGAGUUGUUGUAACGUUACUUUUAACACAUAGUUUAUGGAGAAAUGGCUGGUGAAAUGACGAUACUCGGUUCCGCCAUCCUGGCGCUAUUAUUGGCGGGUUAUCUUGGUCAGCAGUAUCUACCUCCUCCUAAACCCAGAGUAGUUGGGUUGGAUCUCGGCACAACGUUUUGUUCUGUCGGGGUUUUCCAUCCCGGGACCGGAGAGGUGGAAGUGAUCGGAGACGAUAAGGGUCGGAAGAGCAUCCCCAGCGUGGUUUCUUUUACCGCUACUGACAUCCACGCGGGACACGAGGGCCAGGACUUUUCUGACAGCAAUCCUCAAAAUACUAUCUAUGACGCCAAGAGGUUUAUUGGGAAACUUUUUGAUCCUGAUACACUUCGUCAAGAAAGUGCUAGAUACCCAUUUAAGGUUAUACUAAACAAUGGGAGUGCAGAGUUUGUGGUUUCAACCAAUCAGACCUUCACCGUGACCCCUGAAUUCAUUGGCUCUCGUCUAUUGCUGCAAAUGAAAAAGAUGGCAGAGAAGCACUUGGGUGUCCCCAUUGAAAAAGCAGUUAUAUCCGUACCAGCUGAGUUUGAUGACAUGCAGAGGAACUACACCAUCAGAGCAGCCAACCUGGCAGGACUGGAAAUCCUCAGAGUGAUUAACGAACCCACGGCAGCUGCUAUGGCCUACGGCCUCCAUAAGGUGGACGUCUUCAAUGUGUUGGUUGUGGACCUUGGCGGAGGGACGUUGGACGUGUCUCUGCUAAAUAAACAGGGAGGCAUGUUUCUGACCAGAGCCAUGGCAGGUAAUAACAAAUUGGGAGGACAGGACUUCAGUCAGAGGCUGUUUCAGUAUGCCAUGGAGCAGGUGAGGCAGAAAUAUGGUGUCUCCCCCACGCUGAAGGAGGACAUCCAUCGGCUACGUCAAGCGGUAGACGCCGCCAAGCUCAACCUCACUGACGUGUCCAGUGUUCUUCUUCGAGUUCCUCUGCACCUCCAGACUACAGGACCAGACGGACGGGAGGAGGAGCAGCACAUCCUCUUCCUGGAGACUCUGACCCGAGAGCUGUUUGAAGACCUGAACGCAGACCUCUUCAAGAAGAUCCUGGCUCCUAUUGAGACAGUGCUGGAGGAGGGCCACCUGAGUCAGGAGGAAGUGGAUGAGAUCGUCCUGGUUGGAGGCUCCACCAGGAUACCCCGCAUUCGUCAAAUCAUUACCGAAUUCUUUGGGAAAGAGCCCAACACGUCAGUGGACCCGGACCUGGCGGUAGUGACCGGGGUGGCCAUCCAGGCCGGAAUUAUGGGAGGUUCCUGGCCUCUGCAGGUUAGCGCUAUUGAGGUUCCCAACAAACACCUGCGCAAGACGAAUUUUAGCUGAUUUGACGCGGAAACUUUUUCAAACUGUUGUGCUGAAUUCAUUAUCAUGUGACUUGUACUCAUGUGACCAGCUUGACAUGAGAUUGAAACAUGUUUCUUUUGUUGUUUCGUUGGUUUUAUUUUGCCUUUUCAUGUGCAUAUAUUUUGUAUGAUACGUAUACUGUAUUUGAGGCAGUGACCUGUUGCUGUAGUUGCUUAAAUGUUCUCACUGAGAACGCGUUAACGUCAUGGCAACCCAUUCAAACUUCGUUUUCGUAGGGAAUCGUAAGUUGACUUACAGGGUGAGUCAUGUUAUCUCCAGGAAUUAGACCAGAUGUGGUCAGAUAAGCAAGAUUUGUGAAAAUACCUAACCUGUAUGUAAGAUUUCUAGCUGGUAAAUGUCCUUUUAUUUUUGGUUAUUCAAACGAUGAUAAGAUUUAUCAGAAUACUUGCCACGGGCCAAAAUAAGACUGAAUUGUCAUGUUAAUAAAUAACCACUGGUAAUUUGUGUAGACAGUAGCAGAACUGUUUUUAUUCAGGGAGUAACCAUUUGUGAAGAACUGUGACCAACCCUUUCAGAUAUUUAUUUAUUUAUUUAGUGUUUCAGCUGCCAGUUUUUCUGUUUGUUUGUUUGUUUGUUUCGUUUUGUUUUUCUGUAACCAUGACAACAUGCUUGUGCCUUUUUAAACUAUCUGCUACUGUUUAGUUUUUCUGUUAGCUUAUCUGUAUCUCACUGAAGUUCAUAGUACAGUAUAAGCCUCGAGAACUGAGGUUUUUGGCACUGCCUUGUGGCCACUAUGAGAAAUACUGAGAAGUCUGGCACAUUUGGAUUUGUGCAUUGUGUGUCUGAGUUAGAAAUGCAGGUUCUAGGCAGAUGAAAUAAGAGGUGAUGAAUGGACCAAGACAGAGUAGCACGUAAGCUCUGCACAGAUAAAACAAGUGACAGGAGGUUGAUUGGUUUCUAGUGUGUGUAUGUAUGGGACAUGCCAUAAAUGGACUCUAGAGCUUUAAGGUAUAGGAACAGUAAGUCUGCUCUGCUUUUCAGUAACAUGGACAAUAGAAAGAACUCAUUCCUCAACAUGCUUCAUGUUGUUUUUGUCUUUUCUUUUUGAAGUGUGAUAACUUGAAACUGUAAGUUAAACUUUUGAAGAAGAUGUCACCUUUGGUCACUUUGUACUUUGUAAGACUGAUACCAGACUUGCACGUUUUGUUCGACAUUUUCAGGAGAGAAUUUAAGAUGCCAGAAACCUAACUGGUUAUUAUGAAAUACAUAUUAGUUUUUAUUGACAAAGUGUCUAUGAGAAAAUUUAGACGUGCAACUCAACCUGUGUUGUGAAGCAUG
This is a messenger RNA of Chanos chanos (milkfish), 2693 nucleotides long. It is a transcript of the gene hspa13, whose product is annotated as heat shock protein 70 family, member 13. Lineage: Eukaryota; Metazoa; Chordata; Actinopteri; Gonorynchiformes; Chanidae. Gene Ontology annotation, molecular function: ATP binding; ATP-dependent protein folding chaperone. The record is from RefSeq and is a predicted model, not a curated record. Bases 54 to 1373 code for a protein of 439 amino acids. The transcript has 5 exons.